AUGGCCAAUAAUUUGGACGAGGAGUUGGACGACAUCAUAGCAGAAAGGAGAAAUGAAGUCUCUAAAUUGAGAUCUAAAUUUAAAAAUAGGAUUCCAAUCGUUUGUGUGCCAUCACAUAAUUCUACAUUUAAAUUAGAGAGAUCGAAAUUUUUGGUGCCCAUGAACAUGAUGUAUGGCGAAUUUAAAUACAUAUUCCAAAAACACUUAACUUGUCAAUAUAUGGACGACCCAAAAUUUUACGGGAAGAACGCAACAAUCUAUCUUUAUGUAAAUAAUAAAAUACCCAAAAUAUCCACCGUCUUGGGUGACUUAUUUAGAAAGCACAAAUCGGAAGAUGGAAUUAUGUACAUGGUGUAUUCCAGCGAAAAUACUUUAGGAUGA
This is a messenger RNA of Theileria orientalis strain Shintoku, 381 nucleotides long. Its product is annotated as autophagy protein 8I. Gene Ontology annotation, biological process: cellular response to nitrogen starvation. The record is from RefSeq and is a predicted model, not a curated record. Bases 1 to 381 code for a protein of 126 amino acids. The transcript has 3 exons. Lineage: Eukaryota; Apicomplexa; Aconoidasida; Piroplasmida; Theileriidae.